Podospora anserina S mat+ is the source of this 2259-nucleotide messenger RNA. RefSeq lists its product as uncharacterized. NCBI's taxonomy places the organism in Eukaryota, Fungi, Ascomycota, Sordariomycetes, Sordariales, Podosporaceae. The transcript has 2 exons. The record is from RefSeq and is a predicted model, not a curated record. The annotation marks the transcript as partial.
AUGUUCUCAUCUUCUUCCAAGGACAUGAUGAACGCCGCCGAAGGAACCGAGCAACCAACAGAGGCGGGGUACGAGGAAGUCUACGUCCACCCGGUGUGCCAUGUCCAGACUCCGGAGAACAGGUUUGGACCUGGUAUCCGUGAGAGUUUCACGGCCCAUGUGGACAUGCUCAACACGGCGGCUGUCGGGGACGAUUUCGAUUUCGACGAAGACGACGCAGACAGCGCGGACGAUGAUUACCCCGAUGACGAGGACGAAUACGAGUCGGAUAAUGCCAAUCCCGCCGGCACCGGUUGGUUGCCUUCGUUGAUCGGGAUGUCUGCGAACGAGUUGAUGAGCAUGAUGGGCCCGGUCCAGGCCUUGGGGCUGGGGCUGGCGGACGCAAAUGAGGCAGGAACAACGUCAAAUACGCCUUCGUUUCCUCACUGCUCUAGCGGGCGGUGUAAUUUGACGGCCCUGUCACAGCGAUACAACCUCUACUUUGCAGCCUAUCAAGACAAGAUAUACGUGUACCAGCCGCAGCGAGCACCACGAAUUCUACCGCCGCCAUGUCUGAUUCUUCACCCGGCCACCACAAAGCUCGCGGCUUUGUAUCCCGGAGAGCUCGACAGGAGGUUUUCUCACCAAAUCAAUAACAUGAUUGUAGGGAAUCUGGGGAACCUGGAGAUCGUCCUGUUUGCGUGCGACGACGGCGACAUUGGAGCCUACUAUACACACGCGUUGGUGCACUGGAUCAAGACGUACCCCAAGCAGGACGGGGCUGGGCCUUUUUCUCGAUCUACCCCAAAACCCAGGAUGUUCUUUCACGAGAACGUUACCCUUUCGGCGUGGGGUCUAGCUAUUCAUCAGCAGUCUCGCCUGAUUGCGGUUGGAUCCAACAGACACGAGGUCACUGUGUUUGCGUUUGCUCUCCCUCGCCAGGACCAGGAGGAUGACGCUUAUGAGCUCGACGAGUCGCCCGAGUUGUGGACGGGACAAACCGCCUUGCAGCUUCAGAAGCAUUUCCAAUCGAGGACGAGGACGUGGAAGAUUACUUUGCCGCUUGGCAUCAGUGGCCACAACAUACCCAGCGUGUCUUUUCUUGACGACGAGCAUGGCAAUGCGGACAAGAUAGCCGCUAUUGACAUUUGGGGGGUGGUGUGGCUACUUGACAUUUGGAAAAUUGGAACCGGGCCAGUUGUCAUACCAGCCACCUCGGAAACACACAGGUACCUUCGGGGAUGGUGUGUCAUGGUUCUUCCUGGCAGUGCCUUCAAACCGACAAAAAGUGCCCGCGAAACAUUGGGAGUGACUGCAAAGGAGAUUCUCCAGCCCAAAGCCAAUGUCCUGGACAUCACGUGUGGGCUAUACUACGUCAAGGACCUUGCCGUCAAUGUGGGCGACAUGAUCAGAAACAGGCCUUACGCCAACUCUACCGUUUACGAAAAGCUGCAUAAUCUAGCUACCGGCGGUUGUCCAGCUCCUUCUGAAGAGGGCAGCUCAUCUUUGUCGAGUGAAUGGGAAAGCGUGAGCGGGGACUCGGACUCGGAUGACGACGACAGCCUCAUUCCGAGCAUGGCGCUCAACCCUCCUAUGGGCAAUGCGGUGUCGACCACGCGAUGGGGGGCUCUUAACAGGUCGGUAAACUCGAGGUCCUCGGCGAUCAAAGAUUUAUUCGACGAGGUUCAGUUACGCCGAGAAAUCGUCCCGAUGUCGGGAGAGACUCCGGACCCGGGGAAACCACCGCUGACACACCAAUCGGUGUCCAGGAUUUGCAACGACAGGCAAAAGAGGGCGGAACUGGCACGGGUGGACGAUUUCGGGGCGCUUCCAAAGAACUAUUCUCUGCUGCGCACCUCGGCGGCGGAUCUCGAACUUGUUCCCUUUGACAGGACAUUGGCGCGGCCGGUGUUCAGGCACGUUUUGACAUUUCUGGCGCCGGGGCUGGGCCAGCCAGUACAUGAUUUCAGCCAGAUACGCUCGGAGCGCAUUCACAUGAUGCUCCAUGUGCCAGAGUUGUUCCUGGUGGUGCUUGGGUCUGAGGUGGGAAGGGUCGCACUUGUGACGCUGACGAAGUCGGGCAAGGUGGUGGAUGGGGUGCCGCUGCGGAGGGGGUUCAGAGUUGAUUGCGUGCUCCCUCGCAAGGCGGAGGAGAAGAAGAAGGUCAGGCCGUCGUGCGGGCUGGUGGGGAUUGCGAUUUCGCCUGAGCCGGUGCCGGGUCCGAGGGUGAAGGGGCAGCUUGAGCUAUGCCCGCAUAGCCUGAUAAGUGGAUUUUCCCAC